Molecule: messenger RNA, 5323 nt
Organism: Toxorhynchites rutilus septentrionalis
Lineage: Eukaryota; Metazoa; Arthropoda; Insecta; Diptera; Culicidae
Gene: RecQ4
Product: ATP-dependent DNA helicase Q4
Exons: 9
Coding region: 89-4828 (1579 amino acids)
Biological process (GO): double-strand break repair via homologous recombination
Cellular component (GO): chromosome; nucleus; cytoplasm
Molecular function (GO): 3'-5' DNA helicase activity; zinc ion binding; four-way junction helicase activity
Source: RefSeq, a predicted model, not a curated record
AUCUGCUCGCGCCUGAGCUGUUUCGGGGUCGUGGCAGAGUGCAAUUUUAGCUUUCAGUACAUCAUAUGCCACUGGGAAAAUAAUAAUAAUGGAAGACCCGGUGUUUCGCACAAAAUAUAAAAAGUGUAAGCGCAAAGUGAGAUUGUGGGAAAAGGAGUUUCUCGAGAGAUGUGGCCGAAUACCUUCCAAACAUGACAUCCGAGAUUCUCCUACAGACGUUCGACAAUCAUACAAAAUGUAUUAUAAACUGAAAACGGUUAUAGUGGAAAACGCUCUCCAAAAUGUACUGGAUGAUGAUGACGAUUUCGACAGUUCGCUGGUGUCGCAAAUGGAGUCGAGUCUAAAUCAGGAAAGCUCGUUGGCAGAGGGUUUUUCCAACAUCAACGAACUGAGAUCAUCGAAUGUGUCUAUCAACAACUUAUUGACGGAUCAAGUGGCAGGGAAUGUGAGCGAAUUCGAAGCGGAGCAGGAAUUGGACCAAAACAUCAAUGCGUGGGGAAGAGAACUGAAUAGAAACAAAGUUUCCACUGUCGCAACACCUCCGGUUUCGGUUGCCAGGCCCAAAGCGAGAGCACCUUCGAAACUAUCGAUGGAUGCAUCUGGUUUGGUACCCAAACGAAAUCCUAGGAAAUCUUUGAGUAGCAGACUGCGUAAUGAUUCCCGCCAAUCGGAUGUCACGGGACAAUGUUCCAGUGCUGUGGUCGAGGCUCUCCCUGACUUGGAGACGUUACUGAAUGAAAAAUCUAAGCAGGCGCUGGAGAAUUCUCCACCCAAAGCACUGAAACUGGAUCAAAUGCCACGGACAAACUUCAACGAAUUGGACCAGGGAUGGCUGAAUCGUCAAGCUACAGAGAACGGGGUCGUAGUCAAUGUGUAUGAGUCGACUGCUAAUAUACAGAUAAAUAAUGAUGUUUCCACUGUCGGCAGGCCUGUAGCUUCCGCUUCCAGUUUCGGGAUGUCUGGUCUCAGGAUUAACUCAUUUUGUGCAAGCGGUGGGUUGGAAACUAACAAAGGGUCACACAUUACUGCGCAAAGUACAGCCUUCGAUCAAUCGGUGCAUUUGGACUCCGAUGGAGUUGUGGAGAACAGUGAGGAUGAAGCCAGUACAAGUGGUUCGUUCGGGUCGCACAGUGUUCGACACGUCGUUAAGAAACGGAAGGUGUGCACUAGCAUAAACGCAUUGAAUGAAAAGAAUUCGGGAACUGGAGCAAUUGAAACAAAGCUAAACACAUCCGAGAAAAAAGAAAAUCUUGACCCAGCAAAAAUCAAUGAACCAAUAAAAAUAGAGCCUAAAGCGAAGCAAGUUAGAAAAAAGGUUACAACGAAACCAAAAAUCGAGAGAAAGGAUAAAAUUCAAAAGGGCCCCGUCAUUCGACGAAUAUCCGCACGUAUUCGCAAAACUGCGAGCUACAGCAAUACCGACACCGUAGAAGAUGGGGAUAAAGAUUCGUUCGAAGAGUUUGAUGAUGAAGAUAAGGAUCCAUGUUUUGUGGAGGAUAAAAAUAAGCGAGUGCCACAAGACGCACUGGAUGAAACUUUCGAGGAGAUUAUUCAAGAACCAUCGCCAGUCAAAACCAAAGAUAAGAAAGCUAAAUCGAUUCCUAAAACUAGAACAAAGAAAGUGCAUACAUCUCCGUCUAAAGGCAAAAGACGUUCUGGAAAUGGGAAGAAAAGUCCUGUAGCUCCUCGGAUCGGCGGGAACACCGGGAAGGGCAAGAAAAAAGCUGCCAGUGUCAAAAGAGUGUCACUCGAGGGAGAAGCAAAAGUGGAAGACGAUUUCAAUGAAUACGUGCUGGAAUUUGGAAUCGAAAAUUUGAACAACGCCCCAAGAAUUGAUAUUGCAGAGUUGCAGGAAAACACCCAAAUGGUUGAAAACUUCAUUCAAAAUAUUCCCAUGCGGCCAGCCACGGCCGUUAAGAGCGAUGAAGUGGAAGUUGUCACCAGUAAAGAAGCCGUUCUCAGGAAGAAAGUAGCCGCGGGAAAGCUGAACGAAAAUUUCGUUCGGGUUGAUCUUCGCAAGAAAGUGUUCGUUAGAGGCAAGAAAACUAUCAAUUUCAGCAAAUACAAAAAGUCAUUGUGGAAGAAAAAGAAAAUUGCGGCCUUGUCAGGCCCCGAUAUGGACAUGGGAGGCUGCGAUGGAGGUUUGCUGGUUUGCUUCCAAUGCGGUGGAGUUGGCCACAUGGCUCGAAGUUGCAAGGUGAAGGGAGAACAACUGCUUCCGCUCGAUGCGGUUGACCAAGAAGAAUCACCGUUUCCCACAUUAGAGGAAUCUGAGUCAAUGGCAAAGGCCAAAGCCGUGCUAGUUCACGCGAAUAAAAUUCAUAGCCUCCCGGCGGUGAACAAUCCAACGUGGAAAAAAGACGACGAUGAGCUAACGCACAGUGAGAAAAAAUCAUUGGAACAGCUCGACCUGGGGGAUGAGUGGGAGGAUGAGACACUAGAACCGGAACCAGCCCCAGUGAAGACCUACAUUGGUCAUGCUAUACCACAGGACUUUCUUAAAGAGUCUGGAAUAUUGGAAUACACUGUUGGGAAUAAGGACAAAAACGAACCUCUCUAUCAGCUCCAAUCGGAUGGCACCUUACCUCCCACCCCCAAGGAAGUGUUCGAAGCACUGCAGAUGUUCGGCCACAAACAGUUUCGUGCAGGUCAAGAGCGUGCCGUUAUGCGGGUUCUGUGUGGAUUAUCUACUUUGGUUACUUUAAGUACUGGAUCUGGAAAGUCACUUUGCUAUCAACUUCCAGCCUAUUUGUUUCGGAAGCAUCGGAAGUGUGUUACACUUGUCAUUUCUCCACUUGUUUCUCUGAUGGAAGAUCAGGUCCACGGAGUUCCAAGUUUUUUGAAUGCUCAGUGUUUGCAUACCAACCAGACACCUAAGGUUCGUGAAAGAACGAUGGCUGCGAUCACAGCCGGUGAGUUGGAUGUGCUUUUAAUCUCCCCGGAAGCGGUGGUGUCUGGCGAAAAGUCUACGGGCUUCGGUUCGUUGCUGCGUCAGUUGCCCCCGAUUGCUUUUGCCUGUAUCGACGAAGCACAUUGUGUAUCCCAGUGGAGCCAUAACUUCCGACCGAGUUAUCUCAUGAUAUGUAGGGUUUUAAAAGAGAAACUCGGUGUUAACACGAUCCUUGGAUUGACCGCAACGGCUACUUUGCCGACAAGACAAAGCAUCAUAGAACAUCUAUCCGUUCCGGAUGGUUUACGUGGCAUCAUCAGCGAUAUCCCUCUGCCCGAUAAUCUCAUUCUCACCGUAUCGAGAGAUGCAAAUCGUGACGCCGCUCUGCUCCAUCUGCUUCAAUCGGAACGAUUCGAGGCGCUGCGUUCGAUUAUCGUUUACUGCACCCGUCGGGAUGAAUGCGAACGACUCGCGGCGUUUCUGCGAACAUGCUUCCAGAAAGAAGCGGAGAAUGCGACGGACCAUGGCUCUGAGAGCAAGAAGCGGAAACGUAUGAAUUAUGUGGCUGAACCCUACCACGCUGGACUUUCGGCGAGCAGAAGAAGAACCAUUCAGAACGCAUUCAUGAGUGGUGAUCUUAAAGUGGUGGUGGCCACUAUCGCAUUCGGAAUGGGUAUUAAUAAGUCGGACAUUCGUGCAAUUAUCCACUACAACAUGCCGAAAAGUUUCGAAAGCUAUGUUCAGGAAGUGGGGCGUGCCGGUCGUGACGGGGAAACCUCGCACUGUCAUCUGUUCCUCGACAACAGUGGAAACGACAGGAACGAACUGCGUAGACAUAUAUAUGCCAACUCGAUCGAUAGACACGUAAUCAGGAAGUUGCUACAAAAGAUAUAUGUACCGUGUGGCUGUGUGAAGAAUUUCAGGAAUGAAGAAUUUUCCGAAGAGUAUCGCAAGCGCAUGGAUGUUGGGAAAAAUAACAGCCGGUCUGAAGAACUCAGCGUUUCGAAACCAACUCCUAAAAAACGGAUUUGUCCAGGCCAUGAAGUGUGUUUUUCGAUACAAAAUACGGUACAGGAAUUGGAUAUUCCAGAAGAAAACAUUUCGACUCUUCUGUGCUACCUGGAACUGCACCAAGAACGUUAUAUUCAAGUACUGAGCCGAGCUUACGUUAUGUGUAAGGUCAUGUCUUACGCUGGCCCAAAAGCGAUGCGUAAUGCUGCGAAAGAGUGUCCUCCUCUGGCAAUGGCCAUCGCAUUAGAUUUGAAAAAGAACAUUUCUCAUGAUAAUUCCACCUUCAUUGAGUUUCCUGUGAUAGACGUGGCAGCGGCCAUCGGAUGGGACAGUGGAGUGGUGAAGUUUCAGUUGAAAAACAUGGAGUGGACCACUGAACGGAAUACUCGCAAGCGAUCGCCAAUCAGCGUGAGUUUCUUCGAUCUUGGCUUUCGUAUACGAGCACCCGGUGAUUUAACGGAUGAUGAACUCGAGAAGAACCUGGACUCAUUGUACGAACGGGUCAAACGGCAGGAAAAGACUCAACUGGGGCAGCUACAAACUGUUUUCGAUGCUCUUUCAUCGGUUGCCUUCCCAACAUUUUUGCCAGUCAGUAAAGCUGACUGUCCCCAUGGAGCUUCGAAUAAAUUAAAAACGAUUAUUCGGGAGUACUUCCAGUCGGAGGUCACCAGCGAUUAUCCUAUUAUUGCGGAGCCGGAUGAUACCCCUGACACUCAACUCCUAGGUGAUAUACGAACCCUAAUUCAUCGUUAUCCGGAAAAUAAUUUCAGUGGAAGAGCCAUCGCUCGGAUUUUCCACGGUGUACAAAGUCCAAACUAUCCGGCUGUUAUUUGGGGAAGGUGCAAUUUUUGGCGAACUCACACUCGAGUAGACUUCAACCGUAUCGUGCAAAUGGCCAACACUGAAAUCGUUCGAUUGCGAACAUAAUCCAGCACGAUAGCUGAUCUGGGGGCUUCUGAUGUUGAUUUUGUUAGCCCAACAUUAGGGAAGGAGAACGAAUGUUUCCGGUUUUUUUCAGUUUAUUGAUUAGUUUUUUUUCCUUCAAAAGAAGUUUUCCUUGUUUGAAUUUUUUAGUGCAAAUUGAACAUGAAUUAAAAUUAUCUUGUUGAAAAAAAACCCUGGCAAUUUACUAUAUCAUUAUUGUCUUCCAGAUUUAACUUUUUGUUGGGAAAACUUGGCAUUUAUUUUUAUAAAAUAGACGAAUUUCAUGCCAACUCUACUGGCCAUUAGCAGCAAUAUAGCAAAUUACAGGGAAACGUUGUGGGUAUAAAGGCACUGGUCAUUUAAGCACAUUUGCAUACUUGGAAUAUUCAAACAAGAAUUAGACUGCUGCCUAAAACGAGUUGGCAUAAAAUUCGUCAAUAAAGGGUGUGUCACAUCAAAUUGCAUCACGGAAAAAACGCUGUAGAAAUUCGGCCAGUA